Messenger RNA from Amyelois transitella, 3351 nucleotides. RefSeq names its product serine/arginine repetitive matrix protein 1. The record is from RefSeq and is a predicted model, not a curated record. Lineage: Eukaryota; Metazoa; Arthropoda; Insecta; Lepidoptera; Pyralidae. The transcript has 19 exons. The coding region runs from base 523 to 2955 and encodes 810 amino acids.
GGGCGCUGUCGAACGUGCUACGCGCAUGCGUACUGACCUCUAAGGUGUCUGAAUGAACAUUGACAACUCAAAUAAUUUUAAACAAUUUAAUGCAAUUAAAUACAGUUUAAGAUAAAUUAUAUGUAAUAAUAAAUAUAAAAUUAAAAAAAAAAUUGUAUCUAUCUAUCGAUGUAAAACAGUGGCGGAUAAAAAAAUAAAUAAAAUAAAAAAAAUCGAUGAAAUAUUUUGUUAAUGCGGUUUUAGUUGAAUUUGGGUGUUGUAAAUCGACUUUUUGUUAGUUUUGCAACAAGUGCCGCUCAUUUGGUGAUGGUGUGCCGUGGCUGUGAAACAGGUUUUUAGACCGUUGGCUUUUUUGUGUAUAUAUUGUUGUGUAUGUAUAAUUUGCAAGUGGUCUCCUGGGAUCCGUUAGUGAUGCUGCAAUUCAGUUACCACCUUCCAGUCUUCGUAUGAAAGUCUUGGCGUAGGAGGUUGUGACAUCUGGUGACCGAAUGAUGAGCGGGGUGGUCCGCCCGCUCCGCCGCCAUGGCCGCCCUGUCCUGCUACCAGCCCUGCCGGUCACACCUCGCCCAGCCCGCUAGGUGUUUGGAUGACGAUGACAGUCACGCAGCCACUCUGUCGCUCCGUCGGCAACAGUUCAUAGAGAGAUGCCACGAGAGCCGCGGCGUGCGAUACCGGGACUCCAUUCCUGAGGUGUCGGUAAAGAGAACAAGGGAGGAGCUGACCAAGCAUGCGUCACAAACCCUGCCGCUGAACCGGCGGCUGGCCGUCGAGUCCGGGUGGUCGAAGGUCGAGGAGGUCCGCAAGAAGUUCGAGGGGGGCGCCGACGCUACCUCAUUCUCUAGGUCUUUUGAAUCUCCCCCAAGGCGUCGCUUAGCCGACUCUCUGUUCGCGAGCUUCAAGCUGCCGCGCAAAAAGGACGGCAUGGCGCAGCCUCGCUCGCUCGCUCCUCAGCCGCAACAGAAACGCAAGUCUGCCGUCGAGCUGCUGGCAGAAUCGAAGGCCUUCUACGUUAAAUCUGAAACAGUUUUGGACAGGAAGCAGGAACUUCCUUUACGGGUGAGCAGUGGACUGAGCCAGGCGAUAGCUGCGGGCGGCUGUCACCUCGUCAGCUCCAGCACCCUCACCAACGAUGCCUGCUGCAAUCCUUAUGCGACGACGCGUAUUAGCAGCACCCGAAGAGCAGUCAGCGCUGGCGAGGGUCUGCAGAACACAUUGAGAAGGCUGUUGGAGCAUGCUGACAGCAGGGAGAAUGUGUACGCGCCCAGUUAUGGGACACACAAAGUAUUCUCCGACACUCGCCGCCUCAAAGACUCCUACCCCGAAAGAGAAAUACGCCCCCACACAGGGACGUACUCGGGCACCUUCUCCGGGACCUCGUCCUCUGGGACCUCGGGCUCCAAAGCGCACAAGUCGGACCCUGACAAGAUCAGCCGGCCCCUGAGUUUCGGAGACGCGCGAGUCUUCUUCCCGGAGUCUUUUGUGAUACCGCGCCAGAGGGCCAGUGAGGUCGUUCUCAAAAACGCGUAUUCUAUACCGAGCUCUCAUUCAAGCCCCCGUCACAUGGAGUUACCGGAACCCGUUCUAAGCGGGUCGGGCUCUCCGGCGGAACAGCUCGGAGCUAUUAGUCCCCCCGCUCAGUACGCGCACUCUGCACCUAGAUAUAUCAGAUCGAAUUCCCACUCGCAGCCGAGCAUGCGCGAGGAAGACAGCUGCCCUAAUAUCAACAGCCACAAGUCUCUACCUGAUCUUCAUACGCAGACCAGAUGUUAUCCAGAACAUGUGAACGUGGAAGGCACGGCCACCGCCGGCCGCUCCCCGCGCCGCCGCCGGCACUCCGCGCACCAGCGGACGGCCUCCUGCUCUUCUAAGGGCACCAGAUCUAAUCACUCGUCUUUAAUGUCAUCGUGUGAAGCGUUCUCGGAGCAUCCUUCACCAGGCGAGGAAAACUACCAAUCCUAUAACAGUCGCUGCGGAUCAUCGUUCGCCCGCGACUCCGGCGGCUCUAGCGGCCACUACACGCAGCGCAGCGCGCCGCCGCACGCUCACCAACAUAGAAACGAUUCCGGAUCUUCCACACAACAUGAACAGACCAGCCGCUACAACUCGUACUACGCGGAGUACGGUCGCGGCGCCGAGCUUGAGUGCUACGUCUCAGCGCCGCCGCAGUUCCAAGAUGGCGCGCCCUCCCCCCCACCGCCACUCGCCACCCCCCACUACGCGCAACCAAGGGUGGGGAUACACUUCCAGGCUAGCGCGCCUCCCCCUCAGUUCCAAGACGAGCCGCCGAUGUACGACUGCGGAUACAAGACUCCCAUCAAGUGCGUCCCCGUGGGCAGGAAGGAUUACACCAGCUCCAGGGAUUAUAACAGAUACCACGAGCCCAACACGGAGCUGGUGAGCAAGCAGCCUCACCACCAGGAUCACCGCCCGAGGCCGCGCCUUGACGAUACUCAGGAGUACGUCAAUGCUACACAGAUAUGUCAAACGGAGGAAGUGACGUCACCGCUGGGCACGUUCAAACGACAACGCUGCCUACGAUACAAGCAGCGACGACCGCGGCCUAUCCUCAGAUCUAAAUCCGAUAUUUCUGAUAGAUACAGACGUUCAGACGGGCGAAGCCCCGCGUCAGCGCCAUGCGAAGGCGAGGACUCUCCCGAUAGUCCUUCAGAAGAAUCCGCGCGACUCCAAAACUUCUUCGAGCGUCUCGGGCUAGAUGCGAGACAGUACGACGCUCUUAUACGAGAUCAGCCCGAGGAGAGCCCCGUGUUCUUCUCCUCGGCCUCCACUGUGGACUCCAAUCAGAUAGCCGCUACUGCUGACUACACGGUACAAGGCCCCGCUGUGCAGAAACAAAUUUACCGUAACACAGAGCCACCCAGCGUCGUUGAACGAAACGCCCGCAUCAUCAAAUGGCUCUGUCAGUGUCGUAAAACGCAGAUGCAACCACCACAAUGAGCGAACUUAACCCAUUCGAUAUUAUGUUUCUCAUUUUUUGAAUAACAUUCAUCAGAGUCGCUCAUUUUUAACUGACUUCAAAUAGGAGGAGGUUCUCAUAACUUUAAUAUAAGACGAUUGGAUGCAUUUUCUCAAGUGUAAUUUUCCUUUUUUGCUGAACUAGCUAUUUUAAGAAAUAAUAUAGCGUUAAUCGAAUUAGAUAGGAAACUAUUAAACGUGGAUAAUUCUAAAAUAAAAAUAAACGGAAUGACUGCACAAUAUCGAUGUGUUCAGAAAUCUGGGCAAGAUAUGUAUGUGUUAUAAAUGUUUCCUUGUGAAAUUGAUUUUAUUGCAAGAUCACUGACUAUGGAAUAUGGUAACUAACCGAUACUAGUUCAUUAUUUAAGGUUCUUAAAA